AUGAGGGGAAAGUGGGAGAAAGCAGAAGGCAGCCUCAGGCUCAGGCCCCAUCACACCCAGGUCCAGCCCUACAGGCAGCUUUACCGCGAAGAAGCCAUCCAUUGGAUCUGCCCUGAGAACAGGAGGGGUGCAGCCUCCACCAGCCAGGAAAAGGGCACCUACCCUGUGCCUCGGUCAAGAGCCAGGAACCAGGAAGGAAAAGCAAACAGGAUGUCUACUCACAGAGUUCCAGCAAUUCUUGGACAGCCACCAAGGAACUGUCCCCACAGGCCACACCCAGCACAUGAUGGGGGCAAUGCAUCCGGCACCAAGUGCCUCUCCUGCGGCUCAGCAGCUGUGUCCACCUCAGCUGCCCCAGGGACAGGUACAGUUGGGGUUUCUCACUUGCUCGAUUCUGACUGUGUCCAGAAGUCUUCUCCAGAGCAGGCAAGUUUUACCCUAGGUGGAGCUUGGUCACUCAGCAACAAGGAGAUUCCUCUGAAGCUCGUACAGUUUGGGGAAGAAGAGGAAAAAAGAGGAGGAGAGUGGAGCCGGAGGACGUGUCUGUGUCUUCUGGAGCCAGGGCCAGUGUGCCCCAUGCUGCAAGUCACCACUUGGAUCUAAUGGCCUUGCACUUUGGUGCUGGCUAUCCUUUUUCCCAUCUGGAGACUAAGGGUUUUCCAUUUUAUUUUACAAAGAAGCCAAAAGUAUGGCACAGUUACCAUAAUGAGGCCAAGUAAAUAGAACAGGAUGUCCUGGAAGUCUCCCGCCAAAUCACCAUACGUAGGGGAAAUGGGGAAUUGUAGUUAAAUGUACCUUUAUUUACAAAAUGUACAUUAUAAAAUUUUACAAAGUUAUGAUAUAGUCUCUGUAUGUUGGCCACCUCUUUAUAAAAUUUUGUAAUGAAUAUUUUGUAAAUAAAGGUACAUUUAGGGCGGCACCUGGGGCUCAAAGAGUAGGGCGCCAGUCCCAUAUACCAGAGGUGGCGGGUUCAAGCCCGGCCCUGGCCAAAACUGCAAAAAUAAAAAAUAAAGGUACAUUUAGCUACAAUUUCCCAUGUCCCCUACACCCUGUAUUACAAACCAAAUAAAAUUGUGAAAUAAAACACAGUUUUAAAAGUAAAAUAAGGCAAAGGGUCGCCAAACUUUUGCAAUUGAGAAGAAAGAUGCUUUUUAUCUUAUCUUCUCUACAUAUUUUUCAUUCUAAUUUCAUUGCUGGCAAAGCAAUUGCCUUUACCACAAAGCCGAUCUGAACAUUAUAAUGAACUC
Nycticebus coucang (slow loris) is the source of this 1247-nucleotide messenger RNA. RefSeq lists its product as uncharacterized. The transcript has 5 exons. The coding region runs from base 1 to 603 and encodes 200 amino acids. NCBI's taxonomy places the organism in Eukaryota, Metazoa, Chordata, Mammalia, Primates, Lorisidae. The record is from RefSeq and is a predicted model, not a curated record.